UUUAUACUUAAACCCCGACUAGGGUUCUACUUCUAGCAAGCUCACUGUUUCAAAUUACAAAUUUCCCUCUUUAAAUCCUAUCAUUAUCCAAAACAACAGCUAUAAUUAAACGAAAUGGGGAAGCUUGGGAAGAAGGCGAGGAAGUUUGCGAAGAAGAAUCUUCAAUCAGUUAUGAAAAGACAACGCAAGAAUAAGUCAGUGUUCAAGAAGAGAAUUGCUAAAAAGAAAGCGGUGCAUGAAGCUGUAGACCUAGAAGAAGACAAAUCCCACAUUUCCAGAGGAAGAAACCUUGAGGUUGAAGACAUUGAAGGUAUUUCCUUGGAUGCAAUAUUUGGUGAAGAUGAUAGUGAUGUGGUUGGGGAUGAUUCGGACAGUGAUGGAUAUCUAUCAGAGGAAGAAAGUUGGACGCAUAUGGAUGUAACUCCAAGUGAGAGUUAUGUAGAAGGCGACAAUGACGAUGGUGGUUUAUCAGUUCAGAACAGGGAAAUGCAUAUAGAACUUAUGAAGAAAAUGAAAAAAAUGAAGAGGUUGAAAGAGAAGGACGCAGACUUUGCUAAGUUUCUGGAAAGCAAAAAGAACCAUAUUAAAGCAUUCCGAGACGAGGAAAAUUAUUCAGAUGAAGACAAGUCUAGUGAUGAUGGUAGAGAGCAAGUGAAUGGAAGUGGCACCAGUCUGUUGAGUAGUUCUGCAAUUGAUUCUCUGUGUCAGCUAAUCACAAAGGAACAGAAUGUGCAUGCACUUAAAAGACUUUUAAAUGGGUACAGAGCUGCCUGCCACUUUGGAACUGAAUCAUCCACUGUUCUAAAAGAUGGCCAAACUUUUAGCAAGAUUUUGAUGUUUGUGCUUCGUGAGGCUGAUACUAUAUUCCGUACAAUGCUGGGGAUAUCAACCUUAAAAGAAAGGAAGGAGACCAUUUUGGAACUAAAGAAUACUUCAAAAUGGAAAAAUCUAAAGCCGCUUGUUAAGUCUUAUCUGACAAGUACCUUGUUUUUGUUGAAUGAGGUUUCUGAUUCUGAGAUUUUGGCCUUCACAGUAACCCGACUCAGAGCUUCAAUAAUAUUUUUUGCUGCUUUUCCUGCUCUGCUGAAAAGGCUCAUCAAGACAUCAGUUCACUUGUGGGCAACAGGUGAAGGGACUCUAUCAUCUCAGUCAUCUCACAUAAUUCAAGCUGUGGCUACUGUAUUUAACUCAGAUAGCUUUGAUAUCUGCUUAGUUAAAUCAUACAAGGCUUUUAUUAGUCACUGCAAGUUUGUGGAGCCAGUUCUAUUGACACACAUACAAUUUUUGAAGAAUUCCUUUCUUGAGCUAUGCACUCUUGAUGUACAAAAAUCAUGUAAUAAGGCAACAAUUGCUAUACAACAACUAGCCAAGAUAUUACAGCUUGGACUGCAAACUAAGAAGAAGGAAGCUGUUAAGAAGAUAUGCAGUUGGCAGUGUGCUAACUGCAUUGAGCUCUGGGUUGCAUUUAUAUCAGUAAAUAUACAUGAUCUUGAUCUUCAACCAUUGCUUUAUAUGAUCACUCAGAUCAUAAUUGGAGUAGCUACUCUAUUCCCAGGACCAAGAUAUUUGCCUUUAAGAGUUAAAUGCAUUCAAUGGCUGAAUCACCUCUCAAGCUCUAGUGGUGUAUUUAUACCUAUAGCAUCAUUGGCCAUGGAUAUUCUGGAAUAUAAAUUUGACAAGGCUGGUGGGAAGGCAGGAAAGAAGUUCAGCUUUUCAUCUUCCGUAAAGUUACCAAAACACUGGCUUAAAUCUCGAGACUUUCAAGAAGAAUGUGUUCUCUCAGCUGUUGAACUACUGGCUGUGCACUUUAUGCAGUGGAGCUACCAUAUAUCCUUCCCAGAAUUGGCAACUAUUCCACUUCUUCGUUUCAGGACUUUUCAUGAGACAACUACCAUUGAGAGUUUCCGGCGUGUGGUGAAGCGCUUUAUUGAUCAGGUGGAGCAGAACAUUGAGUUUGUGAGGAAGAAGAGGGAUGAAGUUGGUUUUUCACCCACAGAUCAACAAUCUGUUGACUCAUUUCUGCAGCUGGAGAAGUGCGGUGGUAAUUUCCCGUUUACACAAUAUUAUAGGAGUAUCAUGGAGAAGUCUUUUCCUAGAAAUCUGCUUCUUGAUAAAACUACAAGUGGCUUAAAGAAAAAGAAGUCAAAUGGAAAGAAGGAACAUUCAAAUAAGAAUGCCGAUGUGGCGGUUAAUGGACAAGGGAGUUCAGAUUAAUAGAAGUAUACCCGGGAGAUAGAAACUGGAAAAAGUAAUACUUCCUUGCUACGCCAGUGAAAUUUAGAAUUUUGUUGGACAUUUUGGUAUCUAUAGUUUCUGACCCUUCCCCUUAUUUAAACUUCUGGGGAGUCCAAUCUAACAGAAAUUCAGUAAGCUCUGUUCUUUAUAUAUGCCGAAAGUAGGUGUAUCUGCAAUGUUAUGAAGAUGAAAUUAAAGUUUUAUACUACAAAUCUUCGAGUGGUUGAGAAAUAUCUUGGCAGGAAAGUCGCUCAAAUUAAAGCAGAAAUGGAAGUGUUGCCCUUCUAUACUGCACCUAAUGGCGGCUGUUUCCCCCCCAAAAGAUCUAAGGAGUUUGCUCUUUCAAGACCGGUUAGAAUCUAGGGAAAAGAUAAGCGUUUAUUUACAGAAAACAGUUAUAGCAGCCAUAAAAGAAGGCGUGGAACUUUCCUAGGCUCACAACAGACAGCACUUGUGUGAAUUUCUUGAUAUAAAAUGUUUGUUCCUUUUUUUGUGACCACAAUGAUCUAUUUGUUCCUUGUUAUUCUUAAUCUUUUGAAACUUAAAAACAUUUAUGUCA
Mercurialis annua (annual mercury) is the source of this 2794-nucleotide messenger RNA. RefSeq names its product protein REBELOTE. Lineage: Eukaryota; Viridiplantae; Streptophyta; Magnoliopsida; Malpighiales; Euphorbiaceae. The coding region runs from base 115 to 2214 and encodes 699 amino acids. The transcript is spliced from 14 exons. Gene Ontology annotation, cellular component: Noc1p-Noc2p complex; Noc2p-Noc3p complex; nucleoplasm. Gene Ontology annotation, biological process: ribosomal large subunit biogenesis. The record is from RefSeq and is a predicted model, not a curated record.